AUGGAUGCAGCGGCAGGUAAUUGUGACGUCAUACAGAUGUCACGUGAUACGAGCCGCAUUCGACCGACUCAGACUCAAGGUCAUUCCCGCUCUUCCUGGCUGCGCUUUGCAUUUGUGAUGGAGAAAUUUUUGAAAAGAAAAAAUGCGGACAUUGUACUGGACCCUGGACAAAAUCCGGGCCCUAGUAUGAGUGGAGGUGAAAAGAAAGCAAAGACAAGACAAUACAACGAAAACUAUCUUUCAUUUGGAUUUACUUGUACCGGAGAUGCAACGGCACCGACUCCAUUGUGCUUGGUAUGUGGUGAAACGCUCUCCAACGGUGCUAUGGUUCCAAGCAAGCUCAAACGACAUCUUGAAACUAAACACCCUUUACUUCAGAACAAAAAUGUGGAUUAUUUUGUUCGCCUGCGUGAUCAGACAAAGAAACAGGCCACUUUCAUGAGAAAAACCGCAAAGGUAAACGCGAAAGCCCUUAAAGCUAGCUAUCACGUAGCUGAACUUGUGGCUAAAUCAAAAAAGUCACACACUGUGGCAGAGCAAUUAAUACUUCCCGCCUGCAAAGUCAUUGUAACUGAAAUGCUCGGGCCAGAAGCGACCAAAGAAAUAGCCAGAGUCCCUCUUUCGGAUAACACAAUUUCCAGACGCAUCAAUGAGAUGUCUGCAGACAUAGAAAGUGUUGUUUUGGACAAGAUCCGUAUCGGUAAUAAAUUCGCUUUGCAACUUGAUGAGUCUACUGAUAUUAGUGGGCAUGCUCAACUCUUGGCUAAUGUGAGGUUUGUGGAUGGAGACACAAUCAGAGAAAACUUUCUAUUUUGCAAGGCUUUGCCAGAAAAAACAACGGGAGAGGAAAUUUUUCGCGUUGCAUCAGAAUAUCUAGAAAAAGGAAAACUUACGUGGGAAAACUGCACGAGUGUCUGCACUGAUGGAGCUGCAGCCAUGGUUGGGCGCACCAAAGGUUUUGUAAGCAGAGUGAAGGAGAAAAACCCAGAUGUGAUCAUAACUCACUGUUUCUUACACCGCGAAGCCCUCGUAGGCAAGACUUUACCGGCAGACCUCGUUCCUGUGAUGGAUGAUGUUGUGCGUAUGGUAAACUUUGUAAAGUCACGACCUCUGAAAACUCGCAUAUUUGCGGCUUUGUGUGAAGAAAUGGGAGCGGAGCAUAAAGCCUUGCUGUUUCAUACGGAGGUCCGAUGGUUGUCGCGCGGCAAGGUGCUGACCCGUGUGUAUGAGCUACGAGAGGAACUUAAAGUGUUUCUGACGAACGAGGGGUGCGAGUACACGAAGCUGCUUGCAAGUGAAGAGUGUUGUGCAAGACUGGCAUACCUGGCAGAUAUUUUUUAUUAUCUGAAUGAACUGAACACACGAAUGCAAGGCCGAAAUGAAAACCUACUUACAAGCACAGAUAAAAUAAAUGGAUUCCGUUCCAAGGUGCAACUCUGGCAGCGACAUGUGGGAAAUGGCAAUCUUGAAAUGUUCCCACUCACCAAUAAAUGUCAAGGUGUUAAUACUGCUGCACUGUGUGAGGUAAUAGUUAAACAUUUGAAAAUCCUUGAGCAGAAGAUAUCAUUUUAUUUCUCUUCAGUCACCACAGAGUACCUUGACUGGGUUAGGGAUCCAUUCAGCUCAGCAUUAGCUUUUGGAAUGGACAUGACUUUGCAGGAGCAGGAGGAACUAACUGAACUGAAACAAGAUCGUUGUCUCAAGCUAAGCUUUGCUGAUCUACCUUUGGACAGUUUCUGGUUGGCAGCUGCCAAGGAGUUCUCCAUGCUGGCCCACAAAGCUAUUUUGACAUUGCUCCCAUUUUCCACAACAUAUCUGUGUGAGGUGAGCUUUUCAAGCCUGACUGCUAUAAAAACUAAAAACAGAGAAAGACUUAGAGCUGAUGAUGAAGAGCUUCGUGUGUGCCUUUCAUCGAUUCCUGCCAGGAUAUCUGCUCUGUCUUCAUCCAAACAGCCCCUGGUUUCACACUGA
Messenger RNA from Styela clava, 1971 nucleotides. RefSeq names its product zinc finger BED domain-containing protein 5-like. The record is from RefSeq and is a predicted model, not a curated record. Lineage: Eukaryota; Metazoa; Chordata; Ascidiacea; Stolidobranchia; Styelidae.